This is a messenger RNA of Heterotrigona itama, 2338 nucleotides long. The record is from the annotation of a GenBank genome assembly. Lineage: Eukaryota; Metazoa; Arthropoda; Insecta; Hymenoptera; Apidae.
AUGGCAGAUAAUGUGCACAGAAAAUCGCACAAGCUGUCCGACGGUAGUAGAAAGAUAUCGAACCCAGUGCACCGUACCACCACCGAGACGAUCCGGCUGGGCGAACCGGAGAGACUGUACCAGCCGGUUAGUCUGAUCAGCCCGGGCAACGUGGUGACCGCAGCCAGUGGCAACCAGUGCCGGAAGAAGACGUCCUCCUUCCAGAUAACCAGCGUCACCGUUGGCUCCCGCAUGAGCAAUGACGCCGGCGAGGACUCGAACGACGACCUCGACGAGUCGCACACGGAGGACAACUCGGUGGAGCACUCACGCAUCACCGACAUCGAGACGCCUAGCUACUCGGAAGACACGUUCUCCAAGGAGGACGUGUUCUUCAACGCGGGCAACGCCGCGCUCAGCACCGCCCCGGUGAUCCCGACCAGCUCCCAGUACGGCCUGGCGAUCGUCCCCUCCGAGGGGAACAACGUCAGCAACUCGGUAAACGACAGCAAUAUCAACACACUGGACAUCACGUCCGUCACUGACAACAACAUCAUCAACCUGCUCUCGAGCAAUGCCAAGCAGGACGCGGACCUGCGCGAGGUACACUCGCACGGCAGGAACGAGAGGUUCAAGGUGGUGAAGAUCGAGAGCACCGAGCCGUUCAAGAGGGGCAGGUGGACUUGCAUGGACUAUCUGGACCACACGUCAGUGAACCAACCGACGGCGAUCAGCACACCGAAGGUGUCCGAUCCGAAUGAGGUAUGCAUAUCAUACGGGGUGACGGACAGCGGGAUCGUCGUGCCAGACGCACCCAAGCAGCAGCAGCAGCCUACGGUAGUCGUGCCCGAGGAGAAAGGCAUGGGGAUCGACGCGAACGGACAGGCACAAACUGUGCACGCAGACGUGCAUACGUCGAUCCAAGGUGUGCCAAGCAAUCCAACACCAGUCUCGAGUGCUAGUUACGCGGUGAGCAACUCGAUCGGCCCCAAUGCGCAGCAUAAUCCAACGCAGGUUCAAACGCAGGCCAAAGUUCAACCGCCCUCGCAGAUACCCCAGUACUUUCAGUCGUCGGCUCAGCAACUGGCUUCUCAGCAACAGCAACAGACUGGCCAGGGUUCCACGUUGCCCUCCAGCCUGCAGCCGACCCAUCCCAGUAACUUGACUCAACCUCAGAGUAUGCCCCAAGGUUCUAUCCCUAUAAUAACACAGACUGGUAGUAGCAAUGUGACGCCCCAACAAAGUAUACCUCAUUCGAAAGAAGAUACCUAUGUGACAGUGAACACAGCGCAAAGUCAGUCAUUGCCGGUUCAGAAUGUUUGCCAGCCUUCUGUUCAACAGACACCGGUGCCAACGUCACAGGCACCUAACAUUCUUGUCACGCAGCAACAGCAGCAACAUGCCCCUCAACAACAACAACAACAGCAGCAACAUCCACCGGCUCAGCAGCAGCAGCAGCCACAGCCACAGCCUCAACAACAACAGCCUCAACCGCAGCAGCAGCAACAGCAGCAGCAGCAGCCUCAAGCUCAGCCUCAACCGCAAAGUCAGCCACAGCCUCAGCCCCAACAAGCAACAUUACAGACACAGAAAUCAAUGGCUCAAAUGUCCGAGCCAUUGACUACCAUACAAGGAAUACAGGGCAUCCAAAAUAUUCAUAAAGUUCCUCAGACAGGCGCUCAGCAAACUUCGUCGACCAUUCACGCUCCUGGAGCACCGGUGCAAUCUCAAGUGAUACCACAACCUUCUCAAAUGCAGCCUCCAACAACCGGUAGCAGUGCUCAAGUACAAAUGGCACAGGUAUCCGCUAGUUGUCAGAACGUCGUUGGAGGUAUGCAACAGGGGAAUAUGGCGUUUCAUCAGCCAGAUCCAGAUCAGGACUCUAUUUCAGGCAUCGUAGCUGGAUCCGCUCAGUCGGCUGACACGACCCUUUUAGAGUCGUUGACCGAAGUCACUCAAGGCAGCGAUGAGCACCAUACCCUCGAAGACAAUGAAAGGAUCUUGUUAAGAGUCACUUGAUGUUUGCUGUACGGGAAGAAGUCGAAGUACUCAAGGAAAAAAUAGCCGAGCUUAUGGAUCGUAUAAAUCAAUUGGAAGCUGAAAAUUCAAUCCUGAAAGCACACGCGACACCAGAAACGUUGGCUCAAUUGAGUCAAUCAACAACAAAAUUACCCCAAAACAAUUCAGGAAGUGGUCAAUAGGUAAUCAUUGUACAUAAGUUUCUAUUAAUACUUUGUCAAGUACAUAACGGAUAAUAUAAUUAUUGUAUAUAACUUUACGAUUUUUAGAAAUUUAUAAACAAUGAGAUUUAUUAUAUUAUACAUAUUAACAUUAGUAAUCUUUUUUUUAAGUAAAUUAA